AUGAAAGGUCUUCUGCUGCUCACCCUGUCUACUCUGCUCUGCUGGGUCUCAGCUGACAUUCGCUGUCACUCCUGCUACAAGGUCCCUGUGCUGGGCUGUGUGGACCGGCAGUCCUGCCGCCUAGAACCAGGACAACAGUGCCUGACAACAAAUGUGUACCUCGGUAAGAUGUGGGUUUUCUCCAACCUUCGAUGUGGCACACCCGAAGAGCCUUGUCGGGAGACCUUCAACCAAACCAACCACAAGCUGGGUCUGACCUAUAACACUACCUGCUGCAGCAAGGACAACUGUAACAGCCCAGCCCCUCGGCCCACCCCGGCCCUGGCCCUUGUCCUCCUGACCUCUUUGGCUGGCCUUGGCCUCUGGCUGCUGCACUGA
Puma concolor (puma) is the source of this 378-nucleotide messenger RNA. RefSeq names its product lymphocyte antigen 6 family member G6C (gene LY6G6C). The record is from RefSeq and is a predicted model, not a curated record. Lineage: Eukaryota; Metazoa; Chordata; Mammalia; Carnivora; Felidae. Gene Ontology annotation, cellular component: external side of plasma membrane; protein-containing complex.